UAUGUAAAUGAAAUUAUAUAUAUAUAUUUUGAUAAAAUGAAAUUAUAUAUAUUUUAACUAUGGAACUGUUGAUAUGUAUGAUUUUUGCAGAUAAUGGAGGAGUACUCAAAUGGAGAUCUAAUUAAUCCUCCUCAGGGACCUUAUCACCACACCCAAUUACUGAGGUUCGAUUCCACUGUGUUUAGGAGAUCUUCACCUCAUCUGUUGGAGGAUACAAAGGAGGCCAGAGCCAAAUACCUGAACAUAUGUGUGCCUCUAUACAAAUAUGCAAUGGAGGGUAACUGGGAAAAAGCUAAACUAAUGUUGAUUCAUGAUAGAACGCUUCUGAAUGCUGCUAUAGCAAUAGAAUGUCCCACUGUACUUCAUAUAGCAGCAGGAGCAGGCCAUCUUCGGUUUGUGAAGGAGCUUGUGAACUUGAUGGAUGAGAGUGACUUGGAUUUACAAGACUCUAUGGGAAACACUGCCUUCUGCUUUGCUGCUGCAGGAGGAAACAUGGAGAUGGUUCGGUUAAUGUUGAAAAUAAAUCCAUUCUUGGCAAAAAUUAGAGGUGGGGACGGUUUCACUCCACUUCUUUUUGCUGCUUUACAAGGAAGAGAUGAUAUGGUGCGGUUUCUACACCCUAGGACUACUGAUAUACUUGAAGAAGCUGAUUGGAAUAAGUUAUUCCUAACUUGCAUCGACUCUGAUAUUUAUGAUUUAGCAUUGAAGAUGUUGAAGGAUAGGCCACAGCCAGCAUUAGCAAAAGAUGUAGAUGGUACGACAGGUUUGCAUAUCUUGGCUCAAAAAAUGAUAGCAAAUUUGAGAAGUCACAGUUCUGAACGUCAAAAUUAUCGACUCAUAAGUUCAGGUAUGAAGCAUGGCGUUGCUCUUCAACUUGUCCAUUUCUUGUGCAGAGGAAUUCUGGAUCAAGUAGACUCAAUAUUAGAUAUGAGGAAAAUCAUAAAUGAACCAUCGCGAUUAUUAUUUGAUGCUACAAAAAUUGGAAACUUUUGACUUUUUAGCUGAGCUUAUGAAGUCUUACCCUGACAUAAUUUGGGAGUUGGACAACAAAAGAGAAGUACAAUUCACAUUGCAGUUUUAUAUCGUCAUCAUGCCAUCUUCAAUCUCAUUCAUGUUAUAAGUGGAAAUAAGGAUAUUAUAUUGUCAUUUGCGGACACAGAGGAUGGAAACAAUAUAUUACAUUUGGCUGCAAAGUUAGCACCAGCUGAUCGACUUGAGUUGGUCUCUGGGGCAGCUUUUCAAAUGAAGCUCGAACUAUGGUUUGAGGAGGUGAGGAAGAUUGUGUUGCCAUCAUAUGCUAAGAGAAAAACCUAAAAGGUGAAA
Messenger RNA from Prosopis cineraria, 1323 nucleotides. RefSeq lists its product as uncharacterized. The record is from RefSeq and is a predicted model, not a curated record. The coding region runs from base 94 to 993 and encodes 299 amino acids. Gene Ontology annotation, molecular function: protein binding. Lineage: Eukaryota; Viridiplantae; Streptophyta; Magnoliopsida; Fabales; Fabaceae. The transcript has 5 exons.